This is a messenger RNA of Oncorhynchus gorbuscha (pink salmon), 3125 nucleotides long. It is a transcript of the gene rfng, whose product is annotated as RFNG O-fucosylpeptide 3-beta-N-acetylglucosaminyltransferase. Gene Ontology annotation, cellular component: membrane. Gene Ontology annotation, molecular function: O-fucosylpeptide 3-beta-N-acetylglucosaminyltransferase activity. The record is from RefSeq and is a predicted model, not a curated record. NCBI's taxonomy places the organism in Eukaryota, Metazoa, Chordata, Actinopteri, Salmoniformes, Salmonidae. Gene Ontology annotation, biological process: regulation of Notch signaling pathway.
AAACGUGUUUUUUUUAAAAUUACUUUGUAACACUAGUUGGCUAAGUCUACAGGAGGGAUUUUGCCGCGAGCUGUUUUGUCUGACAACUUUUUCCAUUGUCAGCACAAAAUAGGCUACGAGAUCCUACGACAUCCAGAGCGAAAAUAGCAACACAGUGGCGACCCCAACAGCUGUAGCCUACUACACUACAGGGACAUUUAAUUUGCAAGGCCAGGUCAGCAUCAACCAGAGGGCGCUCAGUUUCAGAUAAUUUGCGUUUGGAGCGAGAAUCACACAGUAGGUGAUUUGAGAAGAAUCCGAGAAACAGAGGUCGUUUAUAAUCGCAAUAGAAACAAAUGACGUUGUUUGACUCGCUUGCACUUGACUGGAUGAGUGCACACAGCUAGGUUUCUUAAUCGCGGUCGAAUAGAGAAAACGGGCUGCUAAUGGUUAAAAUCUGAGCCCAAUCCAAUCAUUGUCAAGACAAGGAGACAAAAAAAGAGAAGAUCGUUGAGUAUAAAAGCGUCUGGAAACCCUGUAUUGUAUUUUAAUUUUCUUUGAUCAGAUUCUGUUCACUUAAUUCAUUUUUGGUGACCAGUUCUGGUGUUUUGUUGCUGCAUUUGGGAGGAGGCACAUCGGAUUAAAUACGUGAUUUAUUUUGUUUCCAUGUUCCUGUGUGAUGUCAUAAAGAUGGGACGUGGUGGAGUGGGAAGCAAAGCUGGCGCCGGGGGCUGAAAGGCCCCUCCAGCGGCCAAUCAGGAUGCAUGUCUCCUCGAUGGGUGUCAGCAAGUUCUGCUUUCUGUUCUCUCUGGCCCUCUGUGCCCUCCUGCUGCUCCUCAUCCCUGCCCUCCAGCCCUCACAGCAUCAGGGGGACCUGCCUCAGCCCCGGGCCCACACCAAGCCUGCCCGACACCCAGGGCAAUGGGAAGCAUACAGACUCUCAGACAGGGCCGAAGGAGGACUUCCCCCCACAGAGCUGGAGUUGUGGUGGGGGCUGGGGUCUCGGUCCAGGACCCCUCUAGAGCUGAAAGACAUUUUCAUAGCGGUGAAGACCACCAGGAAGUACCACAAGUCCAGACUGGAUUUACUGUUCCAGACCUGGGUGUCCAAAGCCAAAGAACAGACCUUUAUAUUCACUGAUGGGGAGGAUCAGGAGCUGAGGAGGAGAGCAGGGGCUAAUGUCGUCAACACUAACUGUUCAGCAGCACACACGCGGCAGGCCCUGUGCUGUAAGAUGUCUGUGGAAUACGACAAGUUCAUCGAGUCGCAGAGGAAAUGGUUCUGCCAUAUGGAUGAUGAUAACUAUGUGAUUGUACCCAGUCUGCUGAAGCUGCUGUCCUCCUUCCAACACACCCAGGAUGUUUACCUGGGCCGGCCCAGCCUCGACCACCCCAUAGAGGCUGCAGAGAGGGUCAAGAGUGAUGGAUCUGUGUCAGUGAAGUUCUGGUUCGCCACAGGAGGUGCAGGGUUCUGUAUCAGUCGUGGUCUGGCCCUCAAGAUGAGUCCAUGGGCUAGUCUGGGGAACUUCAUCAGCACGGCAGAGAAGAUCCGUCUCCCUGACGACUGCACUAUCGGUUACAUCAUCGAGGCGCUGCUGGAGGUGACCCUGACACACACCCACCUCUUCCACUCCCACCUGGAGAACCUGCAGAGGCUGCCCACAGACACCGUGCUGGAACAGGUCACUCUGAGCUAUGGGGGUUUUGAGAACAGGAGGAAUGUGGUCAGCAUUGGAGGAGCCUUCUCCCUGGUGGAGGACCCCUCACGGUUUAAGACUGUCCACUGCCUCCUCUACCCAGAGACUGACUGGUGUCCUAGUAAGGGUCACCAUUGAUGGCCACUAAAGUAUAUCUACAAUACUUCCUACCAGCCUGUUUGACUGGUGUCCCUGUGUAUAUGCUAGCUAUAUCAUUGCCAUGGCAAAAUGACAAUUUGGCCAAAGCAAAACCAGACUGGCACCCUGGCUAACCCAACAGAACCACUUCACUCAGAUAAAAUGGUUAAAUGUCUGUGUUUCUUUGAGAGGAGACAAGCGGAGGUAAAUGGAGUGAGGAUCACUUUUGUCAUGGUGGGGUGAUGAAGAAAUGCCCCACUACUCUUAUCAGUACUGUACCCUCCACUCAUCGCAGUAAGUUGUCGUCGCUGGCUGUUGCUGUGGCGAUGUGUAUCACCAGUUGUUGCUUUAAAUCCCAAACUCUAAUCUUUUAGUAUUGUGGUCGAGGGUUUUUUGAAGGAGUGUUAAGGUACUUAAAUUACUGAUGAAAAGGUACCUUAAGAUGCUGAACAGGGUGAAAUGUUAAAUUAUUUGCUUUUAGGUCUAAACAUUUACCGGAACUGAUGUUUUUUUUACAAGAGCUCAUGACCAGAAGUCAUCAGAGAUGAUUAUCUGAUAUCAGUGUUACAGGAAAAGAGAGACCGUUUACGUAAUGAGUGAGAGACGUUUGUGCUAAUGUAACGGAGUUAAGAAUGUACCGUAAGCUGACUCCAAGGCUGGCUUGAAAUGUCGCAGAUGGAGCUAUCCAAUUGGAUCUUUUUGUAUAGCUCAAUCGAUUGGUACGUUGUCAAGGAGGUUGGUCACGUGUGUUUGCGAGCAGAGGAUCACUAGUCGAAGCCCGGUAUGGGGAGAGGGACAGUGGAGGGAGCUAUACUGUUAGCUGCACGUCGGAUUCACUUCACAGACUACCCUUGUGUCUCUCAUGUCCUGAAGUUAAUGUCUUACCAGAAGAGGUUUCAAACUGGUGUGUGUACAUAUGUGCAGGUUUGUGUGCAACCUAAUAGUUUAACCACUCAAUCCAAAUGCUUUUAAUAUCUUAUAGCCAAAGAUGAUACUUUGUGCCUUGUGUUUCAAUCAACUAGACUUUGGAAAUGCUUAAGAGCACAUAAUGAAAAAUGAAUUGAAGGCAAGAAAGGGAUCGUAUGUGUGACAGUAGGAAUUAAAACAAGUGUCCAACACACAUAUACACACAGCCCUGCAGUAACCAAAACAGACUCCUUGAAGGUGAGCACAUUAUCCUAAAGAUCAGUCAUUAGAACCCUUUGUUGCGUUUCCCCCAAUACAUGUUAUUUGUCUGUCAAAAGGACUCCACAUUUUGCACUCAUCUCAAUUCCCGUGUUUAAUAUCUCUGUGUAUUAAAAGUUACAUUCGA